UGUGGCCUCUGCUCGGUGCUGGUUGACAUUUUGGCACUGUUUAAGGCCGGACUAAUUCUAUGGCUGCAUAAGGAUAGCCUACACAUGUCUUUCACACUGAAUCGUCUCCAUCGACCGCUAAUAAAUAUUUAGUUCCUUGAAGCUUUAGUGCAUCUGUGCCUUGACAGCUGUCAGUUGUCAGCAAAUCUGACACAGCCGGAAGUUCUCUUCUACACCGCCUUUACGUUCUUACUUUACUGUCAACAGCUCUCUUUGGCCAGCCAUGACAGCACCUGGUAUGAGACCCUCUGCAGUAGCUCAUCUUGGCUCUUCGAAAAUUAUAAUGCUCUGUCAAUAUUAUAUUUUGGUUUGCAAACGCACGCUUUGUAUUCUUGA
This is a messenger RNA of Drosophila virilis, 375 nucleotides long. RefSeq names its product Odorant receptor 98b (gene Or98b). Lineage: Eukaryota; Metazoa; Arthropoda; Insecta; Diptera; Drosophilidae. The record is from RefSeq and is a predicted model, not a curated record.